Molecule: messenger RNA, 4031 nt
Organism: Pseudo-nitzschia multistriata
Lineage: Eukaryota; Bacillariophyta; Bacillariophyceae; Bacillariales; Bacillariaceae
Source: the annotation of a GenBank genome assembly
AUCCAACCUACCGCUGUUCAGUGCAGAUUCAGUKCAGAUUGAUAGCUGUCAAUGGAUGUUGUAUCAAUUCUUUGAUAAUUCAAAAGAAGAAAACCAAACAUAUCAUUGAAGUCACGUCGAAGAAACAUACUCAAGCUUCAUACCAUGUCGGUCAGCGACAAUGGAYCCUUCGGGACGACGGUAAUUCCAACUGGAUCGUACAGUAUUUCGUUCGAUGAUCAAAAGCUUCAAAGCAGCCAAUUCGAUGGAAUCGCCCAGCAACCCCAGACCCAGCCCAUCGCCGUCUACGAGGCUUCCAAAAAUGAUACGCUGGAUCCCCUGGUCCGCUUGAACAGCAACCUGAUCGAUGUGAACCCCCAAUUCGUCGUCUACACCGUAAAGAAUGGCCUGAUCCGUGUCAUGCACCGUCACUCGUCCGAACGAGGCCUGCUCCGUGGACACCAGAACCAGGUUGUCACAGACAUUAAUUUCUUUCACGACGGAGACGUGCUGGGAACCGUCGGAUAUUCGGAGAAGCAGCAGUCUUCCACCCUGAUCGUAUGGCGUGUCUACCAGCGAUCGCCGGGGAUAUUUUCGGAACGCCUGCUGGAAAUAUCCACCGAUAGCAGCAACGCCUGCAUCCUAAGCCGAUUGGUGUGGCAUCCCUUUAACCCGAACCAGUUCUGGAUGACCCAUUCGACAAAAUCCAACAAACAGGUUGCAACUCUUGUGGAAACGACACGGAUCCAGACCAAGCUGGUGGCGACGCCAAAGGACCCCAAGGCGAAGUCAUCCGACGCAGCACAACAACAGCAGCAGCACGCCUUGUGCCAAUGGCAUUCACCGCAGUGCGUUAUGGACCAAGCCAUUCAAUUGCGUGCGAGUGGAAACUGUGUUACCGAUGACGAUGCUCAAUUGGUCGACUUGUGCUGGAGCGGACGGGAUGCUCGGCAUGUUCUAAGCGUGCACAAGAACGGAGGUAUUUUCCUUUGGGACCUCAAGGGCAAGGAAGCCGACGAUGGCACUGGUCCACCGGGGGGAGAUGGCGACGAAAUCAAGUGCGCAGAGGAUUCUUCGGUAGUCCCCCGCAAGCUUUUUUCGCUCAUCGAAUCGGGCGUAGAGCAUUCCCGAUGUUUGUUUUUGCCACACGAGCAAUCAAUGGAAUACAACAACAAAAAUACGAAUCAUACGAAAAACUCCCUAACAACCUGCUUUGCCACGGCAUCGAACCGAAAUGCCACCGUGACAAUCUGGAGCUCCUUUUUGGAACCGUCCGCGAAUAGCAGCAGUAAACCGGUGCUUCCUACCAAGCUGCAAGAAGUCUCGUUUUCGAGUCCGUCACCGAGCAGUUUUGUCCUGGAUGUGUGUUACGGACCAGCCGAUCUGAAUGGAAAGCCACCGUCCAGUUUUUUGGUGCUCGGAAGCCGAGACACUGGGCGUUUGUAUGCACUUCACGUCAAGGCGGAAUGGUCAGAAGGCGACACCGCUAAGGCCCCUCUGUGCGUUGGGAUCGAUUACUUGGUUCCAUUUGCUCUCAAACAUCCGGUGUACUCCUGGAGCGUUGUAUGUGGCCCGACCGAGCUUGGUUUGGAUGAUGAUGAAGGAGCGUCGGGUUCCGGUUUCGACAUGAAGGCCUUUGCUUACCAAUCAAAGGCUGUUCAAUGUCUCACAAUGACCAGUAGUAUGUCUCUGCCUCCGACAUCGUCUGAAAGCUGCAGCAAUAAUGGAAUUUACCAAGUGAAACCUCUAGAAGGACCUUACUCCGGUGCCAAUGCCGAUAACGUAGAGUCCGAGCAGAAAGACGACUACGAAUACGAGUACGAAGAGGAAGACUAUGACAUUGAAGAUAUCGAUCACGACGAGCCCGAGGAAGAGGAAGAUCCCGUUCAGGCAGUUACGCCUGCUGCUGCCCCGGCAGUUCCUGCCCCCGCCGGUGGCCUCUUCCCGGGAGCUCCCAAUCCCUUUGCCAAUUGGCUCGGUGCCAUUGCUGGAGGUGCAGCUGAUGCUCCAACUACCACCGAAAGCAAAGACGACGACGAAGAAGAGGAAGAUCUGCCGACACCACCGGCUCCUUCGGAUCUUCCCAUGCCUCCCGGGAUCAUUGCACAAGUGCCAGCAACAGGUACAGGUGAUACCAAUGCCACCGAGGACGGAUUGACUGUGGAAGAAUUCUUGAACCCCUUGGAGCUUCUUGAGAGCAUCGGCGCUGGCAAGGAAACCAGCGCCCCUGCACUCGUUGUUGAUGAAUCAAACGGUGACACAAACGACCAUCAGAAACCACCCCGCAAGGCUCCAAGCAGCAGCAACAACAAGAACAAAUCGCCCUCUCAACCGCAAAGCAGCAAAAAAGGAGGCAAAACCAAGACUCCAUUCCCAGAUGGAAAAGUCACGAUUCUCAAGCGAGAUCCUGAGUCGGCGAUCGUUCCGUCGGUGUCGUUGCCAGGGAAAGACACGCUUUCUCCACCGCCUCCGGUCGAUCCAGCGGUCUUGGCAGAUUCAGGCUUGUUAACGGCUUCUGUAGCUCCCGUUUCGGCGGCAUCACCGGCGGAAGUGUCUUCGCCUACGAUUGAUCCCGAGGUGCUGCGAGAUCAAAUUGACAAGGCAGUAAGCAAGGCAGUUGACAGGUCAGUUGGCAAAGCAGUUGGCAAAGCAGUCGACAAGGCUGUUGACAAGGCUGUUGACAAGGCUAUUGAAAAGGCCAUGGAUAAGGUCGUGUCCGGGCUCGUGGUCCCGGCAGUCGAUAAGACUGUCCAGCAAUCCUUUGCGGGAAUGGCACGACCGCUGCAUAAGUCGAUGGAGUCGCUUAGCAACAAGGGUGUUUCGGUGGAUGCCGAUGCCCUCAGGGAGGCCAUCGAUGUCGAAUUGCCCCUCAAGGUCGCCUUUGCUGAGGGCCUGAAAACCGUCUUGGUGCCAGCACUCGAGGGUGUAGCCGGACAAAUGUUCAAGCAGGUUCAAGAGAAUAUGCCAAAGCCGCCACCGGCACCGGACCAUUCCGCCGCCUUUGCAGCCUUGGCCCAGCAGCUGACAGUCAUGACCUCUAAAAUGGACGACCUCACAACAGAAGUGAUAGGUUUGCGCAAGACCGUAACUACCUUGCGCAAGACUGUAUCCGAUCAGGCAGUAGCUGCCGCAAAGGCUGUGGGUGCUUCGGCUCCGAAACAGAAUAGCGGGCAAAAUGCACAGCCAGCGCAGCCCGACCCGCGGCACGAGAUCGACCAGCUUCUUGCCAGGGGACAGUACGACUUAGCAUUUAAGAAGGCCGUGUCAACACCUACCCCACAAAUGGCRGUCUACUGCUGUGCGCGAUCAAACAUUGAGAAGGUUUUGAGCGGACCUUCUCCAGCAUUGAGCCAACCGAUUCUGAUUUGCCUCAUGCAGCAACUGAGUGCUGCAAUGGCCGGAAAGCAGUCGCCCCAGGAACUCAACAUCGAAGUGGCAUGGCUGCAAGAGAUCGCCCUUUGCAUGAACCCUAAAGAUAGUAGCAUUGCCCAACACGUCCCCAAUGUUGUUGGGAAACUCGUCACCACCGUCAACGCGCGCAUGGAAAUGGAAGGUAACGCCAGUCCCUUUCGGAGACCGUUGCAAAUGCUUCUACAAAUCCUUUUAGGAAUGCAGCACGCGCCAAAAUAAGCGUUGUUCGCAAGCAAGUCGUACACAAUCAAUCCAAUGGGAUGGAAUUGUUUGUCAAAUGAUUAAAUGAAGCAAGGAGAAAAACCCAGGGAGUGCGAUCCGAGAAAGUUAUUCCUUCAAAAGAAAAUAGAAAAGGCUAAGACAUAUUUGAAUUAGUAUGUGUUUUGAUGGAAUAAUUAUUCAGCUGGGUUACACAACCUAUUUUUUCUUUAAGAGUCACCAUUGCUGCGCUUGUUACUGACGUGAAAAAGAUGAAUUUUGAAUCGAUAAAUUUACUAGGUGUGGUAUUUUUGACAAUUCCAAAUGAAAAUAUCAAAGCAGAACAAAACUUCAAGUGCAACUUCUUGUUUCAUGGGUGAGAUAGGCAUAAAUUCACUCUGUUGCAUUAAUUUUUAAUUCUCUAACAAAGAUAGUCCAUAAUC